Molecule: messenger RNA, 5286 nt
Organism: Ailuropoda melanoleuca (giant panda)
Lineage: Eukaryota; Metazoa; Chordata; Mammalia; Carnivora; Ursidae
Gene: DHX30
Product: DExH-box helicase 30
Exons: 19
Coding region: 1421-5212 (1263 amino acids)
Cellular component (GO): cytoplasm; intracellular anatomical structure; nucleus
Molecular function (GO): G-quadruplex RNA binding; RNA helicase activity; DNA helicase activity
Source: RefSeq, a predicted model, not a curated record
UGAAAACUACCGAGAAGCUGGGUGGAUGCCUUGGCUUUUGGCCAGUUAGAGUGACACUUGGCCAAAGUCAAAGCCAUUGUGGAAUCAUCUCCUGCCCCAAGGGUCUCGCCAUCCCAAUGUGGGUGAUCUGGAUAGGGGCGUUUGAUACAGAUGGUGGUGUCCCCUUGUGAGGUCAGACCUGCCACCAAGGUCACCUUCCCUUGUGCCCCUUUCCUGCUAAAAGCCCUCCGAGGAGGGAAUAGAGAAGUGGGAGUUGAAGCUGAACCAUCCUGUGCUGGGUGUGUUGUCUCAGACCUCAGAGGGGCUUCUCUAACAGAGCACCCUGCCGAGCCGCCUUCCAGACAGUCCCAUUUUAUCCUCACCACAGCCAUACCAAAUGAGCACAGCAAGUGUGUCCUCGUUUUCCCAACUGAUGAAAUUGCCCAAGGUUCACAGCUGGCAAGUGACAGAGCUUGGACUAAGCCCAGGUAUUAGGAGUCAUAUCCUACAUUCUUGCCAUAGGCCAGCAGUUCUCAGAAUGAGGUCUCAGACCAGCAGUCUCAUUAUCAUCUGGGAACUUGUUAAAAAUGCAGAUUCCUGGGCUCCAUUCCAGACCUAAUGAAUAAGAAACUUUGGGGGUGGCUCCCAGCAAUGUUUUAACAAGCUCUCCAGGAGUCCUCAGAGUCAGAUAUAGAAUUAUAAAACAAACACACAAACAAAACCCUCCCUCCCAGCAUAUCCCCAGCUGCACUGCCAACCUCUAACCAAGCCCCUUGCUGUCACUGCCCCAACAUGCAGACUCAGUGUGAUUCCCAGCUGAGCCAAAUUUCUGUUCCUCAGUGCCAUACGAGGCAGAAGGGGAAUGAGGCUGGCUAGAACCCAGGCAUAGUAGUUUGGAAAUAGAAUCCAUUUGGCUUUCAAACAAGUAAGGAAGAGCAGCUUCAGACUCACACUGCUCGACCAGCUCAGUUCUUGGGCACGUUAUCCAAGUCUGGUAUUUUUCACUUUUGACUCCAGCCCUGGAAUUAAAGUGGUCUGCUUAUGUUCGGGAGGUCUUUCCUGUCCCGGAACCAGAUUCUUCAUCAGGUUUACUUUGUAAGCCAUUAAAUGAGAUGGGGGUGCCCUGGUUUAGCGGUUAUCCUCCCUCCUGGGUCUGGAGUGCAAGCCAAUUUGCCAGGGCAUGUGAGAGGUCUUUAUGAGCAAUGGGUGGGACCUAGAAGGAGCCUGGAGUUCAUCUCCUUGGAUGGAUGUUGAUUAAGCUAAGGCCUGAACUUUUCCCGAAAAGUCCCCUUCCGUCUUCCUGACUCCUAUUCAGACUACGAGUCUCUGGGUUUGGCUUUGCCGGGGCAGUGAGUUGAGCUGGGUGCCAGCCCGGUCAGGCUGCCCACCAGGUGACAAACCCGGGACGCCGGAGGCCGGGAACCUGGGCGCCUGGACCGCGAUGGCUGGUCCCCGUUCCCGGUCCUCCCGGCCGCCAGGGGGCGCGCGGGCCGCUGCUCCUGCUCUCCCGCCCUCCCGCCUGUGGCUUCCCGGCUCCGAGCCCGCGAGUGCCGGCGGGAGCGCAAUGGCGGCCGCCAGGAGGCUCAUGGCGCUGGCUGCCGGCGUCUCUCCACGCCUGCGACCACCGGGCCCCCGCGCCACCGGGCGACAGGAAUGCUCGCGCGGCCUCUCGUCAGGCUGCGCCCACCCCGAUGGCACGAAGGAGGCCACCGAGGCCGAGGCAGGGGUGGCCCUUAGCGGCACCGGGGAAGGCGACGGGAGCAUGGUGAACGCUUCUAGGGACCUAUUAAAAGAGUUCCCACAGCCCAAAAACCUUCUCAACAGUGUAAUUGGAAGAGCCCUCGGCAUCUCACAUGCGAAAGACAAACUGGUCUACGUGCACACGAAUGGACCGAAGAAAAAGAAAGUCACCCUCCACAUAAAGUGGCCCAAGAGCGUGGAGGUAGAAGGCUAUGGCAGCAAGAAGAUCGACGCUGAGCGGCAGGCUGCAGCCGCGGCCUGCCAGCUGUUCAAGGGCUGGGGCCUGCUGGGUCCCCGAAACGAGCUGUUUGAUGCAGCCAAAUACCGCGUGCUAGCCGAUCGCUUUGGCUCUCCGGCCGACAGCUGGUGGCGCCCGGAACCCACCAUGCCACCAACUUCCUGGCGGCAGCUGAACCCUGAGAGCAUCCGGCCAGGGGGACCUGGGGGCCUGUCCCGCUCCUUGGGCCGGGAGGAAGAGGAGGAUGAGGAGGAAGAGCUGGAAGAGGGGACCAUUGAUGUCACCGACUUCCUGUCCAUGACCCAGCAGGACUCCCACACCCCACUCAGGGACUCGAGGGGGGGUUCCUUUGAAAUGACAGACGACGACAGUGCUAUUAGGGCUCUGACCCAGUUUCCGCUUCCCAAGAACCUUCUGGCCAAAGUGAUUCAGAUAGCAACGUCAUCCUCCACAGCUAAGAACCUCAUGCAGUUCCAUACUGUGGGCACGAAGACCAAGCUGUCCACCCUCACUCUGCUCUGGCCCUGCCCCAUGACCUUUGUUGCCAAAGGGCGCCGCAAAGCAGAGGCUGAGAAUAAGGCGGCAGCCCUGGCUUGCAAGAAGCUGAAGAGCCUGGGCCUGGUGGACCGCAACAACGAGCCGCUUACCCACGCCAUGUAUAACCUGGCCUCCUUGCGUGAGCUGGGCGAGACGCAGCGCCGGCCGUGCACCAUCCAGGUGCCUGAGCCCAUCCUCCGAAAGAUAGAGACGUUCCUGAACCAUUACCCUGUGGACAGUUCCUGGAUUUCCCCGGAGCUCCGGCUGCAGAGUGAGGAUGUCUUGCCCUUGGGCAAGGACUCAGGGCCCCUGAGUGACCCUAUCACGGGCAAGCCCUACGUGCCCCUGUCAGAAGCCGAGGAGGUACGUCUGAGCCAGAACUUGCUGGAGCUGUGGCGGCGGCGAGGGCCGGUCUGGCAGGAGGCCCCCCAGCUCCCCGUGGACCCGCAUCGGGACACCAUCCUCAAUGCCAUCGAGCAGCACCCGGUGGUGGUCAUCUCUGGGGACACGGGCUGCGGCAAGACCACGCGCAUCCCCCAGCUGCUGCUGGAGCGCUACGUGACCGAGGGCCGCGGCGCCCGCUGCAACGUGAUUGUCACCCAGCCGCGCCGCAUCUCCGCCGUGUCCGUGGCACAGCGGGUCAGCCAUGAACUGGGCCCCUCUCUGCGCCGGAACGUGGGCUUCCAGGUGCGGUUGGAAAGCAAGCCUCCGGCCCGUGGCGGCGCCCUGCUCUUCUGCACCGUGGGCAUCCUGCUGCGGAAACUGCAGAGCAACCCCAGCCUGGAGGGCGUGAGCCAUGUCAUCGUGGACGAGGUCCACGAGCGGGACGUGAACACAGACUUCCUGCUGAUUCUGCUUAAGGGCCUGCAGCGGCUCAACCCGGCCCUGCGGCUGGUGCUCAUGAGCGCCACGGGCGACAACGAGCGCUUCUCCCGCUACUUUGGUGGCUGCCCUGUCAUCAAGGUGCCGGGCUUCAUGUACCCGGUCAAGGAGCACUACCUGGAGGACAUCCUGGCCAAGCUGGGCAAGCACCAGUACCCGCACCGGCACCGGCACCACGAGUCUGAGGAUGAGUGUGCACUCGAUUUGGACCUCGUGACGGAUCUGGUUCUGCACAUCGAUGCCCGAGGGGAGCCAGGUGGGAUCCUCUGCUUCCUGCCUGGUUGGCAGGAGAUCAAAGGAGUGCAGCAACGCCUCCAGGAGGCCCUGGGCAUGCACGAGAGCAAGUACCUCAUCCUGCCAGUGCACUCCAACAUCCCCAUGAUGGACCAGAAGGCCAUAUUCCAGCAGCCGCCAGUUGGAGUGCGCAAGAUUGUCUUGGCCACCAAUAUUGCGGAGACGUCAAUUACAGUCAAUGACAUCGUGCACGUGGUGGACAGCGGUCUGCACAAGGAGGAACGCUAUGACCUGAAGACCAAGGUGUCCUGCCUGGAGACUGUGUGGGUGUCACGAGCCAAUGUGAUCCAGCGCCGGGGCCGGGCAGGCCGCUGCCAGUCGGGCUUUGCCUACCACCUGUUCCCGCGGAGCCGGCUGGAGAAGAUGGUCCCUUUCCAAGUGCCAGAGAUUCUGCGCACGCCCCUCGAGAACCUGGUGCUACAAGCCAAAAUCCACAUGCCCGAGAAGACGGCAGUGGAGUUCCUUUCCAAGGCCGUGGACAGUCCGAACAUCAAGGCGGUGGACGAGGCUGUGAUCUUGCUCCAGGAGAUCGGAGUGCUGGACCAGCGGGAGUACCUGACCACCCUGGGGCAGCGCCUGGCCCACAUCUCCACCGACCCCCGGCUGGCCAAGGCCAUAGUGCUGGCCGCCAUCUUCCGUUGCCUGCACCCGCUGCUGGUGGUCGUUUCCUGCCUCACCCGGGACCCCUUCAGCAGUAGCCUGCAGAACCGGGCGGAGGUGGACAAGGUGAAGGCACUGCUGAGCCAUGACAGUGGCAGUGACCACCUGGCCUUCGUGCGGGCCGUCGCCGGCUGGGAGGAGGUGCUGCGCUGGCAGGACCGCAGCUCCCGUGAGAACUAUCUGGAGGAAAACCUGCUCUACGCCCCCAGCCUGCGCUUCAUCCACGGACUCAUCAAGCAGUUCUCGGAGAACAUUUACGAGGCCUUCCUGGUGGGGAAGCCCUCGGACUGUACCCUGGCCUCUGCCCAGUGCAACGAGUACAGCGAAGAGGAGGAGUUGGUGAAGGGUGUGCUGAUGGCGGGCCUCUACCCCAACCUCAUCCAGGUGAGGCAGGGCAAGGUGACCCGGCAGGGCAAGUUCAAGCCCAACAGUGUCACUUACAGGACCAAAUCAGGCAACAUCUUGCUGCACAAGUCGACCAUUAACAGGGAGGCCACGCGGCUGCGGAGCCGAUGGCUGACGUAUUUCAUGGCUGUCAAGUCAAACGGCAGCGUCUUCGUCCGGGACUCCUCCCAGGUGCACCCGCUAGCUGUGCUGCUGCUGACCGACGGGGACGUACACAUCCGUGACGAUGGGCGCCGGGCCACCAUCUCUCUGAGCGACAGUGACCUGCUGCGGCUGGAGGGGGACUCCCGCACUGUGCGGCUACUGAGGGAGCUACGCCGGGCGCUGGGCCGCAUGGUGGAGCGGAGCCUGCGCAGCGAGCUGGCCGCACUGCCACCCGGCGUGCAGCAGGAGCACGGGCAGCUGCUGGCGCUGCUGGCGGAGCUGCUGCGUGGGCCCUGCGGCAGCUUCGACGUGCGCAAGACGGCGGAUGACUGAGCCCCGUUGUCUGCUGGGGCUGUGUACAGAGUGCAAAUGUUUAUUUAAAAUAAAGUUCUAUUUAUCCCUUGUGA